This is a messenger RNA of Danaus plexippus (monarch butterfly), 1228 nucleotides long. It is a transcript of the gene Dh44, whose product is annotated as diuretic hormone 45. The transcript is spliced from 6 exons. Lineage: Eukaryota; Metazoa; Arthropoda; Insecta; Lepidoptera; Nymphalidae. The record is from RefSeq and is a predicted model, not a curated record. The coding region runs from base 374 to 820 and encodes 148 amino acids. Gene Ontology annotation, molecular function: hormone activity. Gene Ontology annotation, cellular component: extracellular region.
ACAUUUAAGAUGCGUGUUUUUAUAGUUUCUAUGCAAGAUUAAAUUUUAUUUUAUAUCAACAAGUUAUAAAAAUAUAUGAAGAAAAUAUGUAAUUUUACAGUAAGAAUUAAAGGUAUUGUUAGUUCAAGGAGUGUUCGAGUACCUUUAAUAGUGUUUCGUAUCAAACAUUAAUCACGACAGAUGCAGAGUCAUCACUAGUUAAUCAAUUCACCGUCUGAUUUAUAGCACAAAGCUGAAUACAAAACCAGUGAAUAUUGAAAUUUGCUGAAUUUUAUCAGACUCGCCUUGACUGCCGGUUGUACAUACUCCUUCAACAAAUAACACAAUAUAGAUAUUUCCUUUUCUUUCUCCAACAACACAAUAUCUAACUAAAAUGAUGUGGUGUGCUGUCUGGUGUGCUCUGAUGAUGGCGGGCAGCGUUUGGUCAGAGACGGUACCAUCUACCAACGGCCUCGCGCAGCCCAUCGACUGGGCACAACUUGAUUCGUCCCUACCAGAUGAUGAAAGUGUAGCCUACGCGUCACCUAUGGGCGGCCGCUAUGCCAGCGCACCGUGGGUUUACCUGUUGGCUGAAGUACCGAGAGACACGCAGAGAUAUCCGGAUCUUCGCGAGGGUCGUUCUAGACCGAAGCGCAAGAUGCCGUCGCUGUCUAUCAACAACCCCAUGGAGGUGCUCCGUCAGCGACUCCUGCUGGAAGUGGCUCGUAAACAGAUGCGUGAAGCCAACCAACGACAGGCCGUCGCCAAUAGAGUCUUCCUACAGAACGUUGGCAAACGAGGUUUUUGGGGAGAUUCUGGGUCCUUUCGCUACGACAACUAAAGAUUUUAGUUCCGCAAGUCAACCAAUAGACUGCGACAACCACAAGUCACCCUAAGAAGAACAUACCUGACAAUUACACGGUUUAUUUAAUAUUUAACAGAGCAGUAUUAUUUUGUUGUUUUACUUUUAAGCUAUUAAUUUAAUAAUUAAAACAUUUUCCCUGUCCCUGUCGAAAUACGUCACGGUCCUUAUAUUUAUUUUUUUAUCUGUAGGCUUGUUUUGUAGUGAAUUCCUAUGAGCUCGACGUAAUUAAUAUCUAUCAUUAUAUAUAUAAAAUCAAAGCUUAAUUAGUGUAGAUAAUAUUUUGUGCCAAAAUAUUACGUUUUUGAUGUUUACACCUAAUUUAGUUAUUUAUUUCUAUAAAAAAAAUUACUAAUAAAAUAAUUAAAACCCUAUAAAAAAAUAUUC